Vicia faba (fava bean) is the source of this 3063-nucleotide messenger RNA. The record is from the annotation of a GenBank genome assembly. Lineage: Eukaryota; Viridiplantae; Streptophyta; Magnoliopsida; Fabales; Fabaceae.
AUGAGUGCGGUUUCUGGUGUAAUUUCACGCAAAGUUCUGCCAGCUUGUGGAUCCCUUUGUUUCUUCUGUCCCUCCUUGAGGGCUAGGUCAAGACAGCCUGUGAAGAGAUACAAGAAACUUAUUGCAGACAUUUUCCCUCGUAAUCAUCAGGAGGAAGGGCCAAAUGAUAGAAAAAUAGGAAAAUUAUGUGAUUAUGCUGCCAAGAAUCCCUUACGCAUCCCAAAGAUAACUACUGCCCUUGAGCAAAGGUGCUACAAGGAGCUGCGAAAUGAGAAUUUCCAUUCAACAAAAAUAGUCAUGUGCAUUUACAGGAAAUUGCUGUUUUCUUGUAAAGAACAAAUGCCACUACUGGCAAGUAGCUUGGUAAUUAUUAUUCACACUCUGCUGGAUCAAACAAGACAGAAUGAGAUGAGAAUUAUAGGCUGCCACACUCUUUUUGAUUUAAUAAACAAUCAGAUUGAUGGAACUUACCAGUUCAACUUGGAGGGGUUUAUCCCAAAAAUUUGUCAAUUAGCUCAAGAACCAGGGGAAGAUGAAACGACAAAAACCGUUCGGGCAGCUGGUUUGCAAGUCCUUUCUUCGAUGGUUCACUAUAUGGGUGAACACUCUCAUAUAUCAGUAGAGUUUGAUAAUAUUGUUGAUGUUGUAUUGGAAAAUUACAAAGCUCCAAAUAGAAAUUUAGAAAAACUCAACGAUAAAGAGAAAGAAGGUCCGGAAAAUAUGUGGGUCCGAGAAGUAUCGAAAACUGAGGGUCGCGUCUCUCCUCUUAUAGAUGUUGAAAAGAGAAUUCCAUCAUGGAAGAAUAUUUUGAACGACAAAGGCGAAAUAAAUACAACAAUAGAGGAUGCAAAGGAUCCAUCCUUUUGGUCCAGGGUUUGCUUACAUAAUAUGGCCAACUUAGCCAAGGAGGGUACUUCCAUUCGUCGUAUAAUGGAAUCUUUGUUUAGAUACUUUGACAAUGGAAGUUUAUGGACUAUGGACCAUGGUCUUGCCUUUCACGUUCUAAAGGAUAUGCUAUUUUCACUUGAUGAGUCUGGGAAAAACACGCAUGUUUUACUGUCAAUAUUAGUUAAGCAUCUGGAUCAUAAAUUAGUUCUAAAGAAACCCAACAUUCAACUGGACAUUAUUGAAGUGGUUUUUUCACUCACUCAAUAUACCAAGGUGCAACCUUCUGUAGCAAUAAUCUGCGCAUUAAGUGAUUUAAUGAGACAUUUGCGGAAGAGCAUACAAUAUUCCCUUGAUGAUUCAAAUCUGAGCACCGAAACAAUAAGUUGGAACAAAAAAUUUGGAGAAGCGAUCAACAGGUGCCUUGUACAGUUAUCAAUUAAGGUUGGAGAAGCAGGUCCAAUUCUUGAUGCUAUGGCUGAUAUGUUGGAGAAUAUCUCUACUAUUACAGUAGUAUCUAGAGCCACAGUCACUGCUGUUUAUCAAACUUCUCAAAUCGUAGCCUCCUUACCAAAUUUGUCCUAUAAAAGCAAGGCAUUACCUGAAGCAAUAUUUCAUCAACUACUUCUAAAUAUGGUUCAUCCGGAUUCUGAAACACGAGUUGGAGCUCACCGAAUCUUCUCUGUUGUUUUAGUACCAACCUCUGUGUUUCCUCGUUCACGGUUGUCUGUAUCUGACCCCAAAGGUAUACCACGAACACUCUCCAGAGCGGUCUCUGUUUUCUCUUCUUCAGCUGCCUUAUUUCAGAAGUUAAGACACCAGAGGCAGUUUCCAAGUGAAAGCAUAAGUCAAAAUGAUAAUGAGAGUGUAGCUGAGGAGGAGUUACCAGUUAAUGGAAAUGGUGGAUUCUUGAACAGGUUGAAGUCAACCCAUAGUCAGAUGUGUUGUGCCAAUAGUACCCAGCAACCAACUGCAGCCGAUGAAGUUACUACAAGCAAUGCUAACAGGGACUUGGAAGCUUCAACUCUCAGGCUGAGCAGCCAUCAGAUAAAUCUCUUGCUAUCCUCAAUUUGGGCUCAGUCUAUCUUUACUGAAAAUACUCCCGCAAGUUAUGAAGCAAUCGCUCAUACAUACAGCUUACUGCUUCUGUUUUCUAGAUCCAAGAAUUCUUUUCACGAGGUCCUAGUCCGGAGUUUUCAACUUGCAUUUUCUUUGCGGAAUAUUUCUUUAAAAGGGUCAUUGCCACCAUCACAUCGUAGAUCACUAUUUACUUUGGCAACUUCAAUGAUUUUAUUUUCUUCAAAAGCAUACAAUGUUGAUUCUCUAGUCCGUAGUGCCAAGGCAGUGCUUACAGAGAGAAAGGUUGACCCCUACCUUCAUUUGAUUGAAGAUAACAAGUUACAAGCUGUAAGCUUUUCACCUGACAAUAUGACCAUCAUCUAUGGAUCUAAAGAAGACGACAAUAGGGCCUUACGCACAAUUUCAGAACUAUUGACCUCUGAACCCCAAGAUCAAGAAAUCUUUGUUUCAGAAAUUGUCAAGAGCUUGGAAUAUAUGUCGGAACCUGAAUUAUCCACGUUAAGGGAAGAUUUGCUAAAAGAAUUCUCACUAGAUGAUAUGUGCCCACUUGGAUUCCCAUUGAAUAUGCCAGAAAAGGAUGCUUCAUUUGUUUCAGCUGACGAUGAUUAUAUUCCCGAAGUAUUUGAUUGUCAAAUAAAAGAAAAUCCAGGAUUGUCCAUGGAGUUCCCUAGUCUUUUGAGUGCUAAUCAACUCUUAGAACUAGUAUCAGAUACAUGUAAUUCAGCCGGGAGAAUUUCUGUAUCUAUUGCAUAUGAUGUACCUUACAAGGAUAUGGCUCAUAACUGUGAAGUGCUUCUGAGGGGUAAACAUAACAUGUCCAUAUUGAUGACUACCCAACAGAAGCAAGAAAGUUUUAGGAACUUCUCUUCACAAAUUCAAAACAAAGACACCAAAAACACAAAUAUCUCUUCAGAUUCGGAUGUGAGUUUUCAGAAGAUGAGCACUCCUUUCUUUGAUGGGAAUACUGCUAUGGAUUUACAAAAACCAAAUUCUGAUCCUGUUCCAUUGUUAAGUGCGACAAUUCAGAAUCAUCCUCACCUGUUCAAGCUACCAGCAGCAAGUCCAUAUGAUAACUUUCUAAAAGCUGCUGGCUGUUGA